CCGAACUAUUCCGAAACGGUUCCACCAAAUCGGUUCAAUAGCCCACAUUGCGACCGAUCGAUCACUUGUAGCCGAAACACGGGUUGGCGGAAGUCUGGAGGGCCAAACGGGGUUCGAUUGGUUUCGAAACCAACCCGUUUCGCUUUGUGUCUGCACAUAGUGAACAGACCCAACUCGCCGGAAAUUUAAUUCCCGAUUAUCCUUCUACUCAAAUGUGUGUCGCACUCGGAACCUCUGUCGGCUCCGAAUUAUCAUGACGGAGGAGGUAUUGGGCAAACAGAAACGGAGCCGUUUUUGGAAACUUUAUUUCCACGAGUUCUUUGUUUCUGAAUUUUCGUGGAAAAGUUUCGGAUGUAGCCACGACAGACCGGAUGACUUCAUCGAUUCCCAGUGGCUUUGGAUGAAACCGUGGCUAUUCACAACCUAUCGCGUGCUCCUGUCCCUGGGUACCUUGGUGUGGAUUUGCUUUGAUAUCCCAAGAGAAAUACACAACUACUUCCACGACAAGACACACAUUUGGUUUGUGUACGCAACCAACUGGUCAUUUGGACUUCUCACACUCGCCUUCUUCCUCCUCGCACUCUACUGCCUCAUCUACAAUUGCCCACGCAGAAAAGACGCUACGCUCAUUCUAUACGGGCCAAUUUGGCUGAUAUACAUAAUCGCACUUGACACAAUAAUCGUGGUCAGUAUUGUCUACUGGGUCGCUUUGGCCAACAGCAGUUUGGGUGUCUUCUCCAGUAUCUGGGGCAAACUCAAGCACUCCUUGGCCGCAUGUCUGGCCAUCCUGGACCUGCUCAUAUCCUCCAUUCCAGUCCGAUUGGCACAUGUGGUUUACCCAAUUCUGAUGGGGCUCAUCUACGGGGUGUUCAGCUAUUUAUUUUGGCUUGGAGGAGGAGAAGGUCCUUUGGGAGUCGGACAAGUCUAUCCGGGCCUGAAUUGGAUUCACCCGAAGACCGCGAUUCUCUCCUGUCUGUGUGCAUUGUUAUUCAGCUUUUUGAUUCACAUACUCAUCUACGUCACGUACUACAUUCGCGUAAAGCUGAGCACUUGCUUCGGCGGCCGACAUGCGGAAACGGUUAACCAGAUGGAGGAAGGUUAUAACGACCUCAGAGAUGAUGUGGAAAAUGAACUUAGGGACGAUGUCGUCAGUGAAAGUUCAGUGACCACGUGGAUGGAGGACAGAACAGGCCGAUACUAUGGUACAGUGGAGUAGAGACCUCAUGGUCCGAACUUGUCCAAACUAACACGCAAUGGUCCCAAGAGGCCAACCCAAAAAUAGAAAAUCAUGCUAUAAUACACGAGCUUCCGUGUUUUGAGAAUAAAUGCGCAAUGUAUUUGACGUGUCAGAGACAGGCAGAAUGUGGAGGGGAGAGGAAAAACUUGGCCGUACACAAAUCGGAACAUGAUAGAUCGAUACGGAUUGAAGAGAAUCACGUUUUUUGUUACACAGAAGAGGUAAUGAAGAAUGCCAAAAGGUGAACGACGACGAACGGAAAAGGCACCGUGAAAAAGUUUACAUACAAAGAGAGCAGAGAGAGAGCGCACAAUAUAGAUAGUUUGUUUGCAGCUGUACAAGAAAACCAGCCGGCAUAACGUACGAAAUAGUAAGACGCACACAGGGUAUUACAAUUUGACCAACACGUUCUAUGCAGGACGAGGAGGUGGACAGGGGAGAUUAGAGAGUACAUGAAUGUAAGGAGGAGAAACUGGAUGGAAAAGAAUGACUGACAACAAACAGUGAAUUAGCGUCCAGUCAUACACAGGCGGGUGGGAACUAGAGGACCCACGACGAAACGGGUGGUACGAGACCCACAUAAAAACCGUGCACAAAUAGACGCGCACGUAACGUACGUAAGUGGAUAUAGCAGUCUGCUUAGAUUUAUAUUCUUUAUUGAUGUAGGCAAGACAUGUCAAUAAAAUGUUAAGGGGGUAGUGUAGAGUAUGGAUGAGUGAAAAAACAAAUAUAAAUCAAUAGGACCAAAAUGAGAGCAAAACCACGGAUACGGCGGCGUUGAUGUGCAUAGAAAAAGGAGCCAUACACAACCUAGUGGGCUGCAUCAGGCACCUGGGUUAUCCGUCUGAUCCGUGGUAGUGACGGUUGUUGUGGCUCCGUUCACGAUCGCCAACUGAAUAAACCGGCAAUAGAGCGAAGGUGGAGUUGAGAACACAAUAGGGCACAAUUGUAACGAAGAAUUCGGAAUUUGAAAAUGUACAAUAAGGGAAUGAAUGAAGAUCACCAAGCACAUGCUUGUUUUGGUACGGCCUACUACCAUUUAAAGGCAAUGCAUACCUAACCAAGGGUGCCGAUAUAACGAACUUGAUGUCACGACAGACCAAUUAACUUCCACCAAGCGGAACCAGAACAGGGACAUCUUACAAGAAAAGUGAUUAAAAUCCAGGUUUAAGUUUAUAUAGAACUCAGUUCAAGCAAUGUAGCAGCAGAUGCCUUUGAGUUCAUUGGCAAUAAAGUCGCGAAAUUCAAAUGGACAGACCGUGACUGAGUUGUUUCUUCCCGUCCCUCGUACUGGGUUCGGCGAAUGCUGCUUGUUAUUAGCACUGUUGAUGACAGUCACUUAAAUAGGUACGUUUCGUUCUGUCUUAUUGGUUUUGUUAAAAGUAAUCAGAUGAUACGUCACUGGGUCAGGGCUAUCUUUUUGAGAAUGCUGACCAAGCAGUGUAGAACCACAUUAGGUUCAUCUAUCGGACGGAUUUCAGUAUUCCUUACGGCACCAAAGUGAA
Molecule: messenger RNA, 2742 nt
Organism: Opisthorchis viverrini
Lineage: Eukaryota; Metazoa; Platyhelminthes; Trematoda; Opisthorchiida; Opisthorchiidae
Exons: 5
Coding region: 254-1216 (320 amino acids)
Cellular component (GO): membrane
Source: RefSeq, a predicted model, not a curated record